Habropoda laboriosa is the source of this 2723-nucleotide messenger RNA. RefSeq lists its product as uncharacterized. Gene Ontology annotation, cellular component: extracellular region. Bases 77 to 2104 code for a protein of 675 amino acids. The transcript has 3 exons. Lineage: Eukaryota; Metazoa; Arthropoda; Insecta; Hymenoptera; Apidae. Gene Ontology annotation, molecular function: chitin binding. The record is from RefSeq and is a predicted model, not a curated record.
GCCGUCUCGAUUCUCUUCUCCUCUUACUUAUCUCUAGAACUUGUUCGCGUUAGGGGGUGAUUUGUUGUUUCCGAAAAUGUCGCCCGUCCUCUACGCUCUUUGCCUUCUCGCUCUACCGACUGGUAUUAUACCUGCACGACCAUCCAGAUCCAUAGGGACAGUUUUCAAGCCUAUUCACCCCGCACCGCCGCACGCUUCGCAGGUUCCAUUUUGGCUCCAUAAACAGGCCAAGUUCACCUGUCGUCACCCGGGAUUCUUCGCGGACACGCAUAAUUGCAGGAUAUUUUACAAAUGCGUCAACUUGCUAUUCGACCAUUUCGUUCGAUACAUUUACAAGUGCGACAAAUCUUACCUCUAUUCGAUCGAGAGAGAGGCGUGCGUCCUUUCCGAACAUGCAAAUAGAAUCGAAUGCCAGAAGAAAAUCGUCAAUUACACACUGCUCGAUCAUCGGCAACACUUUUACGCCGAUAGCGACGAGUUCGAUUCGAUGCCUCGAGAAAAUAGUAGAAAGAUCGUACCAGAAAUUAAAACGGACUUACCGCUUCUCUAUAAAAAGGUAAACGAAACUGGCGGACGCGUUCAUUUACAUUCGGAAAAUAGCCAUUCCGUUCGAGAAAAGGAACCUACGUUAGUUGGCACAACUUUAAGAGCCCAGUCAACGAAGCAUCUGUUCGAACAAAAUACAGAGAACAUCACUCUGGAGUCAUCCACCACGGAAAAAUUCUUCGAACUGGAUACGAAGGUUACCCAUGUUAACGCGCUAGAGUCUCCUUCGACGGAGAAACUACUUGAACGAAACACGAUUGAUAUUUAUCCAACGACUCUGAGACCCACCACCGCCACCGCCACCGCCACCGCAGAGAAACUAUUCGAACAAAAUACGAAGGAUAUCUAUACUACUACCACCGCUACUCUCAGAUACCCCUUCACCGAGAAACCGUUCGAACAACACGCCAAGGAUAUUUAUCCUACUACUUUAACACCACCCACCGCAGAAAUAUUAUUCGAAGAAGAUAUCUAUACCGGUACUACUGCUGCUAUUCCGAGAUAUCCUUCGACGGAGAAACCAUUCGAACAAGGUACAGAAGUUAGCGCCACUAACACCUUCAGCCCUCCCUCGACAGAGAAACUAUUCGAACAAAACUCGGAGGAUAUCUAUACUCCUACCACUGCUCUGACAUAUCCUUCGACGGUGAGACCGUUCGAACAAAAUACGGAAGUUAGCGCCACGAACACGUUCGGACCACCCUCGACAGAGAAAUUAUUCGAAGAAAACGCGAUGAGAUACCCUUCGACAGAGGAAUCUUUCCAAGAAAAUACCACGGAUAACGUUACCAACGGGAUCGUUCGAGAAAACGAAAAUAGAAAAUCGAAUAAAAGUAACGGGGUGGUUGGUGGCUGCGUGGAAAACGGUUUCUUUCCCGAUCCCUAUAAUUGUUCGAAAUUUUACAGAUGCGUGAAUUUUGGCGUCGAGUACGUCAAGUAUCAGUUUUCCUGUCCCAAUGGAACUAUUUGGGACGAUUAUCUGAAAACUUGCAAUUUUCCGAGCCAAGUGAAACGUAGAAACACGUGCGUGUACUUUGAACCGACUACCACUACUCACCUUCCGUUCACGCAAAACGAACGUGACGACUCUGUCGUCGAUUUAAACGUUGCACGAUUAACUAUCGUUUGUCCAACUGGUUUUCGUGCACAUCCAAAGUAUUGCAAUAUGUUUUAUCAAUGUACCGUGGACAAACGUUUCAAAGUGAAUUUCGCGAUAUUCGCGUGUCCAGAAGGCGCGAUCUUCCACGAGAAAGAGGGAGAGUGCUCGAGAAACGAGACAGCGGCGAACGAUCGAGAAGGUUGCACCAACUUUCAACUCGAAGAGAUACCAGAUUCGGUUCAAAUCCUUAACGUUCCAGAGGGGAAAUUCUGUCGGAACCAGGGUCAAUUUCCAGACGGGAAAACUUGUUCGAGCAAAUACUUUAGAUGCAUACGUGACAACGAGGGAGAUCUCAAGGGAUUCUUGUUGGAUUGUCCAUUGGGGCAUCUGUAUUCACCUGCUAGGAACAGAUGCGUUCCUUUAUUCUUAUUUCCGUUUUGCAUGCUUCGUCAUUUUUAACCGCCAUCACUACCGCCAUUUUACAAUCACGUCUCUACCUACGCUACUCGUUGAUACGAGUGUGCUAUUAAUAACGUACGAGAACGUUUACAUUUUUCCUCGCGGACGCUUAUUUUUAUCGAAUAGAGAAGCGUUUAAAAUGGCCGCUUGAAAUCUAGUACGUAAGAGUAUGUACUGUUGCGCGUUCAACGAGAUUCGAUAUAUCUCGAAAUGUCUAGCCAACGAGAUAAUCGAGAUUACUCGAUAUAUCGACGAUUUCCAAAGAGAUCGAUAGGAACCACUAAAGAAACAUUUUUUGGGAAAAUUGCGGUGCAUGUAUAAAUUUUCUCGAUCAAAACAAACGGGGGGUGUAUCGUUGAAAUCUCUCGUAAUUGUGUACGCGUAAACUUGUUUACGUGUAUACGUAUAAAAAUAUACGCGUACAUCGAGAUAAACGAUCGACUACCGAGUAUCGAUACGUUUGUGAAUCCGGAUCACGGCUGCACUCUGAACUAUUUAUCAUAGUCAACGCACAUUCUCGCCAACGUUGCGAUGUAAUAAUACCGUAAAGUAAUUUGUAAUAUCUGAUAUAGAAACGCGAUGAAAACUCUAUCGAGAUAAUUAAAGAGAUGAAUGCAAA